Messenger RNA from Entamoeba dispar SAW760, 2097 nucleotides. RefSeq lists its product as uncharacterized. The coding region runs from base 1 to 2097 and encodes 698 amino acids. Lineage: Eukaryota; Evosea; Mastigamoebida; Endamoebidae. The transcript has a single exon. The record is from RefSeq and is a predicted model, not a curated record.
AUGCUCAAUUUGUUUCUUCUAUUUAUUACUUUUUCAUUAUCAAAACAAUGUAAUGAAUACAAUCAAGGAUAUGAAAUAGAUACAGUAGAUAGUGCAUUUGAAUGUAUUGAAUCAAUUGAAACAACAGAAGAAGAAAAUAAUGAUAUUAUCACAGGAUUAAAAUAUUAUUUAGAAGCAUAUGUAUUUAAAGAUAUAUUAAAGAAUCCACCACAACCAUCAUUUUCAAAUAAUUAUUAUGAAAAAGUGGAUAUUGAUGAACAACUAAAUAAAAUAAAUACAAAAACAACAAGUAUGUAUGAUUUCUAUUCUCAAAUUAAAAAUCUUAUUAUUUCAACAAGAGAUUCUCAUUUGGCUUUUAAUGUAGAUAAAGAUCUGAAUAAACCAAAUUCAGAAUUAGUUUAUUUCUAUUAUUUCCUUCCAUUUAAAAUAUAUAUUGAUAAUAAUAAGAAAAUGUAUUUAAUUCCUAGAAAUGAAGUUCUUGAUAUUCCUAUUGAUGUUCCAGAAGAAAUAGUUAAUAAUGAAAAAGUAGCAGUUAAAACAAUAAAUGGAGAAGAUCCAUUUAAUAUUAUUCGUGAAUUUGGAAAGAAAUAUAUGGGAUUAAAAUGUCCACAUGCACAAUUUACAUUAGCAAAAGAUUAUUUAGUUAAAGGAUAUUUAGGUUUUACUCCAUUAUCAAAAGAAUAUUUAAACACACCAAUAAGUAUUACAUGGGAAAAUGGAGAAAGUCUAACAAUUAAUUAUAAGAUAAUUAAAUUUAACAGAUCAAAUCAGAAAUUCCAACAAGCACUUGAAAGAAGUAAGAGAAGAGGAAUAAGAGAUCGAUUAAAAAUAGAAGAUUUCGAAGAAACAAAUAAAACAAGAACAAAAGAAAAUGAAAAUAAUGAAUAUCAACCAAAUUGUUCACCUGAAAAUAAAAUAUGUUGUUUAACAACAAGCAAUAAAGUAAACACAUUCAUUGUAAAUACUUUUGAUGUUAAAAAUGAAAAUGAACAAACUGAAUUUACAGCUAAAUUGUUCGAAUGUGUUAAUUCAUUUGAUUCUAAUAAUUAUCCAAUUCAAGUAAUAUUUCCAAAGAAUAAUGGAGGUUUAGUAGUACCACUUGCACAGUUAGUUGAGAAAAUUAUAUCACCAUAUGAUGACGUAGACUUUAUUGGUUCAGUAAGAAUAUCAGAUUUCACAGAAGACAUAAUGAAAGUAGACUAUAGCACAAUUAUGUACAACCCAGAAACAUGUGAAGUAAGAGAGAAGGAGAAUAACCCCAAAAUACUUGGAGAAUGGUAUACAAAACCAAAUAUUAUUAAAUAUGGUGGUGUUGAACAUAAAGUUUCACAGCCAUCAACUUUGAACUUACCACCACUUAUGAAAUUUAUCAUAAAUGAUCUUUACUCUAGUUACAAUCCAAGAAAACCAACAGAAGUAGUAGUUUAUACAGAUUCAUUUUGUUAUUCUGCUUGUUCAUGGGUAACAAAAGGAUUAAAAGAAUGGGGAGGAGCUAUUAUUGUUGGAUUUGAUGGUGAUCCUAAUGGUAAAGAUGAUGAAUUUGAAGUAGGGUUAUCACCAUCAUCUAACAUCCAAACAGUAUCAAAGUAUGACGAUAAAAAUCCAUUUACACAAUAUGGAUAUAAAUUUGGAUUAACAGUUAUAGAAACAUAUAGAUAUAAUUAUGAAUAUAAUGAAAGUAUUCCUAGAGAAUUUUUAACUGAUAUGAUAGAUGAAAGAGUGAAUAUAUAUCAAUUUGAUCAAACAGAAAAAGUGAUUAAAGAGUUUGAAGAAGAAACAAAGAAGAUAAUAGAGAAAUAUCAAACAAAAUGUAAUCCAAAGAAUAAAAGAUUAGUUAAAAGAGAUGAAAAAUGUGAUAAAGAAAUUAAUAUAGAACAUGGACAUGGAGGAUAUGAAUGUGGAGAUAAUGGAGAAUGGAGUACAAAAUGUGUACUAGCUUAUUGUGAUGAUGGAUAUAAAUUUGAUUAUAUCAACAAUAAAUGUAUUGAAGAUGUUUGUGUUAAUCCACCAACAGAAUCAGAAUCAGAUAAUGGAACACCAAACAUGACAGUAAACCUAGUCAUGAUAAUAAUUGGAAUAAUCACAUUAAUUCUCUAA